Messenger RNA from Capsicum annuum, 1040 nucleotides. RefSeq names its product profilin-like. NCBI's taxonomy places the organism in Eukaryota, Viridiplantae, Streptophyta, Magnoliopsida, Solanales, Solanaceae. The record is from RefSeq and is a predicted model, not a curated record. The transcript has 4 exons. The coding region runs from base 452 to 847 and encodes 131 amino acids. Gene Ontology annotation, cellular component: cell cortex. Gene Ontology annotation, molecular function: actin monomer binding.
AGCCUUAUCAGCAAAAAGAGUAGUGUUCAUUCAUAUUAACGUAACUUAUAACAUUUCUUAUAUUUUAAAUUUCAUAUCUAAUCAGAUAUGUUUGAACUUUGUAUAAAAGUAUAAACUACUGCAGUAAAACUAAAGAUUAAGUAAUUUAAGGACAAAAUUAAGACAAGGAUAAUAAUAUGAUUUGUUAAUAAAAGUGUCAAACUUCAAGUCAAAAGGAGAUUUUUAUAAUUGUCCGAAACUUGUAAUUAUUCUACACAAAAAGGGAAAAAAGAAAAAAUAUUGACCAUUUAGAUUAAAGAAGAAAUAAUUGAUCAGCUUAACAUCAACGCAACUCGUAGAAAAAAAAAAAAACAUUAUCACAUUUAUCAACUCUUUACUAGUAUUAUUUUUCCGUCAAGCACAACAACUGUCACGGAAGCAUUUUAGAUCUGAAUUGAGAGAAACGUUGAAGAUGUCUUGGCAAGCAUAUGUUGAUGACCAUUUGAUGUGUGAGAUUGAGGGUAAUCAUCUCACUUCUGCUGCUAUUAUUGGCCAAGAUGGAACUGUUUGGGCUCAAUCUGCUAAUUUCCCCCAGUUCAAGCCAGAAGAAAUAAACGGCAUAAUGAAUGACUUCGCGGAACCUGGAACACUUGCUCCAACUGGUUUGUAUCUUGGGGGAACAAAAUACAUGGUGAUUCAAGGAGAGCCAGGAGUGGUGAUCCGAGGGAAGAAGGGUCCAGGUGGUAUCACCAUUAAGAAGACCAACCAGGCUUUGAUCAUUGGAAUAUAUGAUGAGCCAAUGACUCCUGGGCAGUGCAAUAUGAUUGUUGAAAGGCUGGGUGACUAUCUUGUUGAGCAAGGUCUCUAGGCAUUGUGUAUCAAUAUCAUCCUCACAUAAUUAUGGCCGUUAAGAAGUCAUCAUGCGUGUUGUUUACUGAGGAGAAGUUUGUAAUCAUCAACUGCUCUAUCGUUGUAUUUCUUUUUUCUAUGUUUUUACUGGUUUAAGCUUUUGUCAUUGAGCACUUGGUUGGUUAUAUAUAAUGGAAUUGCUUAAAUUUGGA